Molecule: messenger RNA, 1504 nt
Organism: Colletotrichum godetiae
Lineage: Eukaryota; Fungi; Ascomycota; Sordariomycetes; Glomerellales; Glomerellaceae
Product: glycoside hydrolase superfamily
Exons: 3
Coding region: 116-1408 (430 amino acids)
Biological process (GO): glycoside catabolic process; oligosaccharide metabolic process
Cellular component (GO): cytoplasm
Molecular function (GO): alpha-galactosidase activity
Source: RefSeq, a predicted model, not a curated record
GUCGAAUUUCCACAGAUGAGAAGAGUUCGUGCUUCCCACGAAAAUUCCCUCAGCCGAGUGGAGGUCCUUCUUUAAAAAGAAACCAUGUAGCCUCCCCAGCGUCUUGAUUCUGACAAUGUGUCCGUCUCCCAAAUUUACCCUCAAAGCCAACAUCAUGCGAUCUUUGACAUUCCUCGCCAUCCUCGCCGCAGUGCCCUCUGCCUUAGGGGCCAGCAAGCCACAAAUGGGUUGGAACUCAUGGAACACGUUCAAGCAGAACAUCAAUCAGACUCUCAUCGAGAACAUCGCAACGGCAAUAGUGGAAAAGGGCCUAGCCAAGGCAGGAUAUAGCUACGUCGUCAUGGAUGAGGGCUGGCAGGCUCUCGAGCGAGCUGUCGACGGUCAGCAGCAGCAUAAUGCAACCCGUUUUCCGUCGGGUAUCUCUGCUCUUGCAAAACACGUACAUGCUCUAGGCCUCAAAAUAGGCCUCUAUAGUGACUCGGGAAUCUUUGGCUGCGGCUUCACCCCCGGCUCCUGGGGCUACGAAGAGCUCGACGCUCAGACCUACGCCGCCUGGGGCAUCGACUACCUAAAGUAUGACAACUGCGGUGGCUUUCACGCGGGCACGCACACCCAGCAGGAACGCUUCCAGACAAUGUCGUCCGCCCUCCUGGCGACCGGCCGCGAUAUCCUCUACAGUCUGUGCCAGUGGGGCCACCAAUUCCCCUGGUACUGGGCGGAUCAGGUCGGCGCCGCUUCGUACCGCAUGUCUGGCGACAUUUACGCGCGGUUCGCCGAGGACAAGGCCAACAUCUGCAAGACGGCGUACUGUCUCAACACCGGGUACGCCGGGGUGAGCGUGCUGACCAUGAUCCGGAAGAUGAGGGAGGUCUCGCCGUUUCAGGCAAAGGAGAAGGCUAGUUGGGCGGACAUGGAUAUGUUGGAGAUUGGGGUCGGGUAUAACCUUAGCGGAAAGAUUGUGUACAUGUCCGAGGUGGAGGAGCAGACGCACUUUUCAUUUUGGGCGGCGCUCAAGUCGCCCCUCAUCAUCGGUGCUGACAUCACGAAGAUCCGGGAGUCGUCGUUGAAAAUACUGCUCAACAAGGACAUCAUCGCGGUCUCGCAGGAUGAGAGAGGCGAGGCUGCGAGAUACUUGCCCGGGUUAUCGAAGGAGGAUGAGGUGCAGGUAUGGGGAGGUGCCAUCGAGACUGGGGGGUACCGCCACGUUGUCCUCGCUUUGAACUACGGGAAGAAUGCCACGAGCAUCGAGGUGCCGUGGAAGGAGAUUGAGGGGUUAGAGGAGUGUCCCGGUGGAGGGUUGAAGGUGAGGGAUAUAUGGGCUGAUGAGGACUUGGGGAUCGUGAAGGAGAAGAUCACUUUGGACGGGGUGGCUGUUGGGCAGACCAAGGUUCUCUUGUUGUCUUGCUAGUUAUGAAAAGAGGUAUCACGGGAGUGAAUCGUUUACCAGGAGACAAAACUUUUUGAAUCGAGCUUUGGUCACCCAACUCUAGAUAUUACUAAACAG